AAAAAGAUUAGAUUCACAAAGGAUGAGGCAGGAAGUUAACAAAAUAGCAGAGUUCAUAGAGGGAUUGAGAUCAGAAUUCAUUAUAACAGUUCAAUCUUCAUUGUCCAGAACAGUUGAUGAAGCCAUAAAUAAAGCUUUAACAUUAGAGACAGCAUAUUCAAUUGGAAUGGAAUUAUCUACAUACUCAAUGAUACCAAAUUAUCUCUAG
Molecule: messenger RNA, 208 nt
Organism: Funneliformis caledonium
Lineage: Eukaryota; Fungi; Glomeromycota; Glomeromycetes; Glomerales; Glomeraceae
Source: the annotation of a GenBank genome assembly